GCGUCUAUACGCUUUUUAAAAUAAACGCCUUGUUUACUAAGCAUAAAUUUGUUGAAAUGGAUGUUUUUACAUUCGAAAAAUCAUUUCUGGAGCGCCUAAAGGAGGCAGAAGCAGUUCUAUCAUGGGAUGGUGCUACAAUGCCUGCCUCACAAGUGCGAUCGGAAUGGAAGUCCUAUGUUGAGUUGCAAAUUGAGCCAGCAGGCUGGCAGGCUAUGUGGAAGAUACCACGCGUAAUCUGCGAGGAUCUCAAGCUACGCUAUCCUACCAUUGUCUUUGGCUAUGUGGAUCAGGUAAUAUUCGACGAACUAAAAGCGGUGUUUGUGGUUACGGCCGUGCAGGAUCAGGACGUACAUUUGCCCGAGAGCAAUGAGGUUUCGCUUAUUGAGUUGUGGCCAACAAUGCAGCAAGAGAACUCAGCUUUGAAUGCUGAUACCACGGCCGAGUGUAUAGAUCGCUUGCGCUUCUUUUAUACGCACGUAUGGAUGCCUUGGGACAAGGACUGUGAUGAUGAUCGCGACUGGGUGCAAUUGCAUCUGCAUGCACGCAUACAACUUGCCUGCGAUUUAAGCAAGAAUCGUUUGCCUCGUCCACUGGCUUUACACAUACGCACCCUCCUAAUGGAAGCGCGCUAUAUACAACAAAGAUUGGAGUACCUGGAGCUCGAUCUGAGCGACGCCGAAGCGGAGAGUGAUGAUGAAGCCGUAGAGCUAAACGACAAUGCUACGGAUCCACCACGCAAACAGUCAAAAACAGCUGGCAGUCCCAAGGAUAAUGCUUUAAAUAGAUCAAGUCUGCCACCUGUGACAGAUCUGAUGUGUCUGCAUCUAAGGCUGGCUAUUAUACGCAGCGAGUUUGAAAUAUUGGAGAAUCCCGAAAUGCGACGUGCCUACAGUGAAUUGCAGAGCAAUGGACUAAAACGCCACUUGCUGCAGCGCAGUCCAGGAAAAGCUGAGAUUGUGGAACGCGCCCCAAUAUGCCAUCUAGUUACACUGCCAGCGGAGCUGCAGACACAGCUUAGUCUACUAACGCUGGCAAAGCAGCAUGUUAAGUCCAAUACACAGGUGCAGCUUGGCAACACUUUACAGGACGUGCUUAGCAUUGCGCAGGCCAACGAUAGCAUCUUGUUGUCGCCAGGACAGCACACUAUAAAGUUUCUGGAACAGAUUAAUGAUAAUGGUAGCAUCCAUGGAUUAAUUGCAGCCGAGCUAUGCACUUUGCCCAAACAAGAACUGUCAAAGUUGCCAUCUAUUUGCUCGAGUGAUGAAGAUAGCACAUUGUUGGUCAUUGAUGGAGAUUAUAGCAUAUCUCAAGUGGUACUAGACUGCCGCCAUGUGCGUCGUGGCAUCUUGCUGCGUAAGGGCACGCUAACUCUAAGCAGUUGUCGCCUUGUAGGUGAUGGCAGUUCGAGUACUCAAGAAGCCAUCGUGUGCCUAUCCCAAGCAGCUGUAGUUCUUGAGGAUUGUCUGCUAGAAAAUUUUGCUGUUGGUAUUUCCAUGCGUGCUGACACAAGCGCCGAGCUGAACAAAGUCACUAUCAAAAAGUGCAUAACAGGAUUGGAAUUGUUGGAUCAGAAGGCCAAGCUCAGCUUGCAGACCAGCUGUACCUUUGAUAGCUGUAAGCUGGGUAUAUUAGUUGAUGGCAUAGCGCUGCAAAAUAGCACUGAGAAGGCCGUGUCCCUUAAUCAUUUUAGCGAGCUGCAACGUUUAAAUGAGAGCAACUGGCUGGGAAACUGCUGCUUUAACAAUUGUCUGCGCAGUGUGCGUGUUAUCAAUGAAACAGAGAAGCUGCUGGUCAAGCGCCCAAAUCAAAAUCUAUUGUUGGAAGAGUUAGAUGAGGAAAAUAAGGAGAACAUGAUUUAGUUUUUAAGCAUGCAAUGUAAAUCGUAAUCACUAAAUGCAGGCAUAUAAAUAUAUUUGAAAUUUGCGCAUUUCAA
Drosophila busckii is the source of this 1933-nucleotide messenger RNA. RefSeq names its product protein nessun dorma (gene nesd). Gene Ontology annotation, biological process: spermatogenesis; male meiosis cytokinesis. Bases 57 to 1859 code for a protein of 600 amino acids. The transcript is spliced from 4 exons. The record is from RefSeq and is a predicted model, not a curated record. Lineage: Eukaryota; Metazoa; Arthropoda; Insecta; Diptera; Drosophilidae.